Messenger RNA from Petromyzon marinus (sea lamprey), 4207 nucleotides. RefSeq names its product sorting nexin 9 (gene SNX9). Gene Ontology annotation, cellular component: cytoplasmic vesicle; plasma membrane. Gene Ontology annotation, biological process: endocytosis; mitotic cell cycle; endosomal transport. Lineage: Eukaryota; Metazoa; Chordata; Hyperoartia; Petromyzontiformes; Petromyzontidae. The record is from RefSeq and is a predicted model, not a curated record. Gene Ontology annotation, molecular function: protein binding; phosphatidylinositol binding.
CGAACUCGGGUCCACCAGGUUCGUAGUGCAGCGCAGCUACCGCUCCCACGGACAACCCAACCCACACACUCCGUGCACAGGGGGCAUCCUGCCACGGGAACUCAACUUCCCGUUCUCCCAAUCCCCCCCGCCGGCCUCUGGUUAAACUUUCACCACUUGUUACAUCCACCGCUCGUGGCCAAAGGUCGCGGGUGGGGGAAACGGUCACAUGACGACGCACGGAACUCUCGGCGCUCGCAGAACGACGGCAAGGAAAGCGUCGCGCCCUCGAUUCGUUUCGUUGCUUCGGGGGGAGCUUCGGGAGAACCUCAAAGGCGCGGGCGGGGUCAGCAGCCCCCCCCCCCCCACCCACGCCAUCCGAUGGCUUCGCAGGCCAAAGUUCUCUACGACUUCGAGGCGGUCCCGGGAUCGGGAGAGAUCUGCCUUGCAGCCAACGAGAUUAUCACGGUCACGGACAUGACCAUGGGCGAGGGCUGGUGGAGCGGCGUCAACUCCAGGGGAGAGAACGGACACUUUCCAACCAACUACGUGGAGCUCAUCGCAAACGCACAGAGCAGUGCCCCAGUGCCGAUCUCCCAAGCGGCGAUCCCCUCUGCAGCCAGCUCGUCUUACAAUCCAGCCCAGGCUGCAUCCCUCAGCAUUGGCCAGGGGUCCUACAAUGGGCAAACCCAUGACCUGGACGGGGGCGUUGAAGAGAAUUCUGCCCUGACUGCUCAUGACCAGAAUGCAAAUGCUCAUGCCGCCUCCUACCAGGGCAUGGAGAACCGGGGCUAUGACGAGUGGAAUGCAGCACAAGAUCCGUCAACAGUACGAACUGGGGCCAAUGAUGACGCCUGGGAGGCCGAAGUCUGGGACGAUGCGAGCGAAUUCUCGCCCAUCACCCCCGUAACCCCCCAGCCCGGCACCCUCUUUGCACCGGGGCAAGGGCAGCAGCAAGCGGAGGUGGCCGCUCCUGGGCCCUCCUCGCUCGUGCGGACCAACACCAUGAGGAAAGGCCUGCAGAGGUUUUCUAUGUAUGCCAAGCACGGCAUGGACGGCUACCUGUCGGGGAAGGUCAUUGUGAAGAACAAAGAGAGGAUUCUCAUUAUGGAAAGCGAGCUGGGUGCCGUGUGGGAAUAUCCGCCGCUGCCGCUCAUCUGCAUGGUGGACGACCCCACCAAGGGCUCCAAAUUGCACGGGCUCAAGAGUUACAUCGAGUACCGCCUCAUCCCUAAGGACACACUGUGCCCUGUGAGCCACCGCUACAAGCACUUCGACUGGCUGCACGAGCGUCUGGUGAACAAGUUCGGAGUCUCGAUCCCCAUCGCUCCUCUGCCCGAGAAGCAGAUGGCAGGCCGCUUCGAGCACGAGUUCAUCCAACUGCGCAAGGAGCGUCUCCAGGCCUGGCUCAACCGCAUCUGCCGCCACCCUGUGAUAUCCCAGAGCGAGGUCUUCCAGCACUUUCUGAGAUUCACCGAUGAAAAGGCUUGGAAGACUGGCAAGCGGCGAGCGGAGAAGGAUGAGGCUGUCGGUGCCGCGCUCUUCUCCAUGGUGGACACCCCGCCUGACGAGAUCACGCUGAUCGCCACGGAGCAGACCCUCGAGACGUUCGGGAGGUUCGUGAAGGCCAUGGAUGAAACCACCAAGACGGUGUUGUCUGUUGGGCAGGACCACUGGAAGACCUGCAGCACAACCCUGUCCAAGGAGCUGCAGAGGUUCGGCAAAUCGCUCGGUGACCUUUCGGAUGCUUUCAAGGCCAGCGCCUACACGGGGGAAGAUCCAACCCUGACAGAUGCGUUGAGCAAAGCCAGCCAGACGUACGACGAAAUCGCGACUAUUGUCAUGGAGCAGCCAAAGAACGACUGGCACUACCUGAUGGAAUGCAACCUGGAGUACAAGGGCAUACUGGCGUGCUUCCCCGACAUUCUGGCCACGCACAAGGGAGCAGUGGACAAGCUGAAGGAAUGCGACAAACUCAUCAGCACCAGCAAAAUGUCUGUCCAGGAGAAGCAGGCGAUCACCACUCGAGUCUCCGUCAUGUCCUACGUGAUUCAAGCGGAGGCAAACCACUUCCACUACGGGCGGAUUUACGACUACAGGCAGGCGAUGAAAGUCUUCCUCGCCGAGCAGAUCGGAUUCUACCAGAAGAUCACAGGGAAACUCCAGGAAGCUCUUUUGGCCUUCGAUUCCUGCGAGUGAGAGCCUCGGACGGCAUAUGACAGACAGCAGCAAGAAAAUACCGUCAAAACUCACGCGGGCAUCAGCAACGAGAAUUGAUCAUUCUGGGCCCACACACCUCCCGGGCACUGAGACUCACAUCGUCAGCGCCCUGGAAACCGUCACGUGCCGAGCCGGCCUCUGUCUCUUCCGGGUUUUUAAUUUGCUUUAUUUAAAUCGUUUUUUUUGUCGUUGUUGAGCAAAUGUUUUGGUCUUUUUGUUUCGUUUUGUACACGGGGCGUAAAUCGGGAACAGAAUCUUCGACGUGAAAAAGCACACAUUUUAGUCACGUCCGGGUGCUGAAAUUACAGGGUGCGAACGAAGAGGAGGGAAUGAUAAUUUGAUGCUCAUUGGCGUUCAAUUAAGAUGCAACAAAAGGGAGUUCAUAUGAGGCGCUUUCUUGUUUCUAUUUGGCUCUCGUGUGCUCGUUGUGGGGGAAUCGGAGGUGUGCAUAGUUUGCUGAACUCAACAUUGGGUGAUUUGACCACAGCCGUUGGUGGUGGGUGCCUAAGGAAGACCCACCCCCCUCUUCCACCCUCAUGCACGUGGCAGUGACCUCUGCACUUUCUGAGAAUCUGUAAAUAGCCAUGCCCUUGGUCGUGUGUGCGUGAGGCAAGGCCGGCGCAUGAGACGCCCCCAUUAGAAACGAUGGAAGUAAUUUGCAUUCACGUUUGCAGCCCUUCCACAAGCCACGACCUGCAAACACCGCUGUGUCAUGUGACCAGGGUGUCUUGAUCAUUGACAGAGUUUUAUGAGAGAUCUGCUGAAGCACCGGACUGGCCACAAAAGUCUGCAGGUUAACCCAUCUCCUGCAAGGAAACCGCCUGGGGCUAACGAUGACUAUGUUAUGGGGCAACUGCAUAGGUUUUCCUGGUUUGUGAUGUACAGCUGUCCGAUGUGUUUUCGGGGGUUGUAAUGCACGCGUCGUUCAGCACGAUGUCGGACGCUUUGUUCCGCCUGCUGGAAGCUUUAUUAUACAUUUUAAUCACAUUUCCUCCACGUGCUGGGAGCCUCUUCUGGAAUUUGUUUUAGAAGCUCCCUCCCCGCCCCGCACGUGGAGUAAACAAAGCGGCGCAACCCGAGAUGUCGUAGGUGCGUGAACGGGUGCUGACAUUGCAUUCGUCGCGCAAGAAUGUUAAUAUGCACGUUAACCAACGUUGCACUCACCUGCGCUGGUGUUUCUGUCUUUUAUUGAAUAAUUGAAUGUGCAACCGGGGCCUUAUGAGGAGGCUCCGCUGUCGCUUUUUGCAGGCCGCAGUCAAUUAAAUUCACGGUCCCUCAAACACGGAGUGCAAAUGUUCGCGUGAAAUGAGAAUCGCGUGAGCUUUUGCGAUAUCUGCCUGUUCGGGUGUUAAACAAUAUGGCAAUUAUCAUUGCAUUUUUACAUGGGAGCAACUCUGCAGGGUUUACAGUGCCGGAGGUGGCCGGGUGUCACAGGGGGCAGGGCACCUGCCAUGAGCACGGUUGGCUAUGUGCGGUGCGAAAGAAGUUCAACAUACAUGCGUACAACACUGACCCUUGAGCCACGUGCAGCCACCUAUGGUGAAACUGGAUUUCAAGUGAAGAGAGUUGAUGGUCUCGGCCUAGUCACCAAUGUGUGCAUGACCCCCCCCCACUCUACCACGUAAACAUUUGGUUUUCCCUUAAUUUGCUUAAAUUCCAGCUCUGAGACCUGAAAUGUCGUGCGGCAACCCCUCUUUGCAGGGCAUACGUUAAACUCUAAAACUAUGUUUUAUUUUAACAGGUAAGGCACUGAGCUGUAUAGCUCAUUUUCAUGAGCGACUUGGCCACAAAUGAUAGCUCAACAAAGUGUCCCAUGGUGUGGAAAUUUACAGCAGCCAAAUGCUCUAAAACGCGUGUUAAUUCUAAAAUGCGGAGACAAAAACAGGAGAAAAAUCCACGCGACCACAGGGAGAGAGACACGCAAACUCCAAAUUUACAGCAGGCGUUGGGAUCUAACCCAUGACCUCCUGUAUACCAGGCGAGGGAGUUAACAUCUCACCACGGAGAG